Molecule: messenger RNA, 827 nt
Organism: Salvia miltiorrhiza (redroot sage)
Lineage: Eukaryota; Viridiplantae; Streptophyta; Magnoliopsida; Lamiales; Lamiaceae
Exons: 6
Coding region: 128-547 (139 amino acids)
Cellular component (GO): histone acetyltransferase complex
Source: RefSeq, a predicted model, not a curated record
GAAAUGUGCCAAUUUCCUCCACAAUUCUUGAUCGCAGAGCGCGCUGGAAAACAAGGAAGCGCCGAAGAGAGCAAAGCAAUAGUCGAAUUCAUCGCAGUCUUUGAACCCUAAAUCUUGGAUCUUCAACAUGGAUUCAGAAGGGCAACGAACAUCUUCAAACCCUUCCGCAAUGCUGGCUGCUCUAUUGUGCAAAAGGGCUAAACUUCAUGAAGAGCUCCGGAAUAUCGAAAAACAGGUAUAUGAUAUGGAGACGGGUUAUUUACAGGAUCCGAGCCAAUGUGGCAAUGUCUUGAAAGGUUUUGAAGGGUUUUUGUCUUCUUCCAAGAACACUACACUCUUGAAACGAUCAAGGAAGUUUCAGCCUGACGACAGGCUGUUUUCAUUGUCGUCUGUCACUUCACCAGCUGCGGAAGAAAUAGCAAGAGAUGGUGGUGUAACAACAAAUGGGCCUGGGAAACCGAAGAAAGGUAGAGGGCCGAGAGAGGCGAAGAGAAGGCAAUCUAGCGAAGCUGACUUUGACUAUGAAGAUGAUCCUGAUCUGAUGUAGUGACUCCCUAUAGAAAUCAAUAUCAAGAAGACUGACUUUACUGGCUACUCAACUUCCUACCUUUCCGGCUCCGAGCUUAAGUUUUCGUUGUUGCGAAGCUUACAUGUUUCCAACAAUAUUUAACCAUCUUCAUGUAUAUAAACAUCUAAUUGCUGUUCUUGAAACACAGGUCCUUCAGCUAGGUUUUUUUUUUUUGGUAGUUGAAGCGUUGAAGGUCAAUCUUCUUGUAUAACUAACUAAAAAUACUUGAGCUAUUUGAUCGACUUUCUUGCUUUUUGAA